Molecule: messenger RNA, 938 nt
Organism: Neltuma alba
Lineage: Eukaryota; Viridiplantae; Streptophyta; Magnoliopsida; Fabales; Fabaceae
Product: two-component response regulator-like APRR9
Exons: 3
Coding region: 49-666 (205 amino acids)
Biological process (GO): regulation of flower development
Cellular component (GO): nucleus
Molecular function (GO): protein binding; DNA-binding transcription factor activity
Source: RefSeq, a predicted model, not a curated record
GAAUCACACUGUCACCAGAUUCUCCCGCGCUGCCGACUUCCCCGGAACAUGUUGCCUGAGGCCGGCUCAGCUCCGACAAAGGGUUUUCAGUGCCAACCGGAGUCGGAGGUGAGCCACAGCAGUUGCAGCAGUGGGUGUAGCGGCCAUGGAUCGCCGACUUCUCUCAUGAGUUGCCAAGGCGUGUUUCAGAGGAGCAUAAGCAGCCAUUCUCUGCAGAGGACUGAGGCCCACCACCCCGUUUCAGCUUUAUUCGCAGACUUGCUGGAGGAGGCCCCGGUGAGAAAAGUUUACAGUGCCGGUGAUUUGCAGAGGAUGAUGAAUGUAUUGCGAAACCAUCGGCGGUCGGAAAGUCCAUUGCGGAGCGAAAGUAGUAUGAUCAUCGAAGGAAUGAGCAGAGCGUAUCCUUAUGGCCCGGAGGAGAAGAAGGUGAGGAUUGAGAGAUACAGAAUCAAGAGACAUAAGAGGAACUUCAACAAGAAAAUUAAGUAUGAAUGCAGGAAGACGUUGGCGGACAGCAGGAGGCGCGUCAGAGGAAGAUUUGCAAAGAGGGAAGAAAGUGAGAAGAAGAGAGAUGUGAUAGAGAAUGAGAGUGGAGAAGAAGAAGAUGAAAAUUGGGACAGUUUUUUUGAAACAUUGGUAGAUGCAAAUCUUGUUCAGGAACCAUGAGGCCUCUCCUAUUGGUGCUGACUUGCUGAGUGAGCACUCCUAAAUUUGAUUGCAUUGUCAUUCUUCCUCUUUCGCUUGUCGGAUGGGCUGCACCUUCGUAGCAGUCAAUGUCAGUAAUAUAGUAGUAAGAUGUAAAUACAAGGGUCAACCUUUUGUUACAGUUUAAUGUCCAUUGACUCCUUUAGUGCCCUUUUUACUUUUCUGUAGUCUCAGCUCCACAUGGAGUGGAAUGUAUCGUCUAAUGCUGUUAUUGAAUGAUGCUCUUUUAUAAU